AUAUUGAACAAAACAUGUCAACAACAUUAAGUCAAAGUGAGAUAAUUAUAUAACUGAUUUUGGUUUCAAGGUCCAACCUGCAUUUUGAUCAAACCGGAUGGAAAACUAUAGACUCUUUUGGCUAUGAUGCAGAAACUAAAUACGAAGAAAAAAGUGAGGCAAUUGAGCAAGGUCAAUGGUUCUUCUACAAAAGAUUUAAAAUGAUGCUUUUUAAAGACAAGGGCAUGGAAAGAAAGGCUGAACUUGAAGAUAAAAGUGGCAAGAAGCUUCCAGCACUGACAGUGUUCUCACUAUCUAUUGAAUAUCUCAAAAAUGAAGUUCUUGACACGUUAGGCAAGCAAGCUGAUUCAGACCUUGGUGUUGGUGAUAUACACUGGGUGCUGACUGUACCAGCAAUAUGGAAUGACGCUGCUAAACAGUUUAUGCGAGAGGCAGCUCAGAAGGCUGGAAUACCAGCGAAGAAUUUGACCAUAUGCCUUGAACCUGAAGCCGCUUCCAUUUACUGCCGCCAUCUUCCAGUAGUCAUCGGCUGCAGGAGAGAAAACGUCGCUUGCUCAGUUCUCGUCCGGAACAAAGUACCUGGUUCUGAUGCUGUCUUAAAAUUCAAGAAUAAACGUAUGGACGAUUAUAUUGAACUCUUCCGAUACUUUGAACACAAGAAACGAGAUAUUUCUCCGACUAAAAGUAAAACAGUUACCAUCCGCAUGCCCGCUAACCUUUCCAAACUUUGUAGUGAAAUGAGAAAGAGUGAUUUGAAAGAGUUCGACCUACAGUCACGAUUUAGCGGCAAAGUAAAAGUAUUGAGCGAUAAAUUGAGGAUAGAUGUUGAUGUAGUCAGAGAGUUCUUCCUGCCAGCUGUCCGAAACAUAAUGGAUCAUGUUGCCACUCUACCGAAGGAGCCUUCAGUCAACGACUGUGCUGCUAUUCUAAUGGUCGGUGGGUUUCUCGGCAUCACCAAUGUUACAAGAGAACGUGCAGGCAGAAUUUCCAAAUCUAAGAAUAAUUGUUUCUGA
Messenger RNA from Mercenaria mercenaria, 1013 nucleotides. RefSeq lists its product as uncharacterized. The record is from RefSeq and is a predicted model, not a curated record. The transcript has 4 exons. The coding region runs from base 201 to 1013 and encodes 270 amino acids. NCBI's taxonomy places the organism in Eukaryota, Metazoa, Mollusca, Bivalvia, Venerida, Veneridae.